AUGGAGCCGAAUCAGUGUGAGUGCUCCGAAAGCCUGGUCUUUGACAAGGGGAGGAGCGGAACCCUAGACAGCCUCAGCUUGGAGAGGGCGGUCAGCAGAAGCAGCCAAAUCAGUGAGAGUUGCGGGGUCGCCCGCGCCAAGCGAGGCUUCCGGUCCUGGACUUCCUUUCAGAACUCCUACGAGCUCGUCGGCAUAGGCGAGGAGAAUGACCGCAGAUGUUUGCACAACCACAUGCUGCACCAGAUGGAAGCGAAAAAGAGCAACAGAUUUGUCUGCGAUUUCUGCCGGCGGAAGAUCGUUCAGGGCGAGUUAUUCUGGUCCUGCGAGCGAUGCGUUUGGGAUGUGUGCCAGGCCUGCUAUGCCAAAGGCGCCAGAUUCAAAGCAGGCAGCGAGAUUGAAUUGAUCCAGCCUUUUCAUCACUACCGAAGGCACACCUCCGGUAUCAUUCAGGAGGUCAUCGACGACAGCGAGGGGAGGCAUCAGCAACUGCUCGUCACCCUGCGCCACGAAGAUAGCCCUUCAGAAGAAAGACUGCAACGGGAGGACUUCUCAAAGAUCCGGGUUAUCGAGAAAAGCCAGCUGAAUGUCAGGCUCCUAGUGGGAGUUUGCCUCAUCGUUGCAUUUUUCCUGUAUGGAAUCCUCGAUCAUCAUCGGCUGAGUCGUUUGAUUUCACGUUUGGUCCACUGGUGCCGGACGAUAGGCAUGUGGUCAGCACUGAUUCUCUUCCUUGUUUCUUCGGUGCUCCCGGUGAUUAUGCUGCCGGUUUUCCCCGUCAUGGCACUUUCUGGACCAUUGUUUACCAAACUGAAUGAUGGAGAGGCCAUCACAGGUGGUGCGAUUGCUUUCGGCGUCGUCUUCAGUGGCCUUUGGGUCGGAAGUGUCUUGGCCUUCGCUUUGGGCAAGACGCUGCUGAACGAUUAUGCGCGGAAAGCGAGCAAGCACAGCCGCGUGCUGCGGCGGCUAAACCGCAUCAUCGACAGUGCAGGAGUGAAGAUUGUGUUCAUGGCACGGAGCUUGCCAAUUCUGCCGGCGGAAGUCUUUGACUACGCUUGCGCGAUGACGUCUUUGGCAGUGCAUGAGUAUGCCAUCGGAUGUUUAGGCUCGGCAGUCCCGGUGGCAUUCUGGACCUUCAGCACUGCACAGGCUUCAGAUCUCACGAGCCCGAAGCGGUCGCACGCCACCCACUUGGCGCUGAUCAUUAUCAAUGUUGGAUGCCUGGCACUUCUCACUGUCCUACUCGUUGGCGUGAUCCAGAAACACGAGCAGGAGCAUGCAGAAGAAGAUGAGACAAUACAAAUAGCCUGGAAUACUGGUUGGAAGGAUCCGAAGACAGAGAUUUUACAGGUUCUCAGUUUCCAUCAGCUAGAUCCACACAAAGAAGGUAGAGAUUUCACUAUCCGGGACUGCAACAACAAGCUGCUGCAGCUGGGGGGUGUCCUUUCGAUCGGCUCUUUCCUCAUCCGGAAGUGGGACGACACAAGCGAAGUCUCAGAAGACCUCUUCCCACUGAAAGUGCACCUACACAAGGAGGCACCGCUUGUUAACGAGCUUUUGGAGCCGGCAUCUACAAUGAUCAAGUAUGCCAGAGACAGGCUAGGCUCACAAUCCGAGCCUUUGGGUCCAACUGGUUCAACUUCUCUACGGUAUCAGCCGAUCGACACCUUGCCAGAGGAGCCUUAG
This is a messenger RNA of Symbiodinium sp. CCMP2456, 1680 nucleotides long. The record is from the annotation of a GenBank genome assembly. NCBI's taxonomy places the organism in Eukaryota, Dinophyceae, Suessiales, Symbiodiniaceae.